UACUGAAAAAAAGACAAGCAACUAACAAUGACCAAAGCUAUCAUACCUCCUUCUAUUGGUGAGGACUUGUGUUGAAGAGCUCUUUUUAUAUUCAGUGCAAUAGACAUGAUUCAAUGGUCAGGAGUUUUAUGUACCCUACUAUUGGUGACAACAUAUGGAGUUGUUAGAUCCCUUAAGUGCCCCACUACAGCGAGUGAGUGGGAUAGGGCGUCACGUGGACUUCAGUGUCAGGAACCUAAUUACUAUCAUUGUCUGAGGGACGAGUCCGGAGUAAACACAGAACAAUGUCUACCCCGAGUCUGGAUACAGCCACAAAUGUGUCCAGAAUUCAACUCUCGGGUGUCCAGAGUCGAUGUGUACCAGUGUACUGUGACCAACUGUCCCACAUCUCUGUAUUGGUCCAAUGCUGUGUUCAUGUACCCCAUUUGUUUUGAAAAUGGAUCAACAAUUUCACCUACAAAGCAAGGGUCAACAGUAGCUACAACAGUAUUGGAAGAGACUUCCAUGUUUGAUACUAUGACAGAUUCAGUGGCGUUUAAAGGAGACAAGUCUGCUACUGAUAAAUCUCUCCCUGUAGCCACCAUUGUAGGAAUCAUUGUAGGUGUCAUAUGUGUGGGCAUGGUCGGAGCUCUCAUAAUCCUGAUGUAUUUAAAAAGAAGAUACAAAAAAGGAGACAAUGAAGGACAUGCAGAUGGAAAUGUAAGAAGUGAAGACAACAAACUGUCUGGUAAUGAAAAUUUCACAAAAUCCAAGGAAUCCAUAAAAGAUGGAUAUCAAGUUUAUGUUGUUGGAAAUUGGAAACCAAAAGAGCAGACCAGUGUUCAAGAACAAGGACAUGCAGAUGGAAAUGUAAGAAGUGAAGACAACAAACUGUCUGAAAAAGUUAAAAAUGAAAAUGAAAUCAAUAAUACCAGUGAACUAUUGGUAUAUGUUGUUGAAAGUCAGAAACCAAAAGAUCAGACAAGCGUUCCAAAAGAUGAAAAUUCUGUGCGAGUUCUGGUGUUAGUGUUAAAUAAACCAAUCAACAAGAUGGAGAUGGACUCAAAAGCCAAGGAAACGUUUGGACCAAAAUAUCAUUAUUGCUGGACUCUUUCUUAUUAUCAGAAUCACAAACAAAAGGAAAAUGUUUCUUUAUUCCCACAAAACUUUGACUUUCAAACUGUAAGGGUAAAGGAAAUCUUUGAGAUGAUACGUGAUGUUGUUACUAAGAAUGAGGUGGAUAUCAACUUUGUUAUAACAAUGCCAUGGAGUGUAUGGUCUGCACAGAGAGAUGAACUUUCUCCUUUUCUUGAUGAAAAUAAAAAUCAAAUUUAUUUUAAACGUGAAUAUUGGUAAUAUAUGCCCAAACAAUGAGAAAAAUAAAGGAAGAGAAAGAGAAACUAUCGAUAGAAGCAGUUCUUUACAGUGAUUUGAUACGUCAAUAGAGCAGUGAGACAAUUUCAGUCCUACCAUAUGCAUGGCAUCAUGAUCAUGGAUCAUGGCACCUGAUCCCACCUCUGAUGUUUGGAGGUCCGUGUUUGCUCUGCUCCUAUUUUGUAUUGUUUGAUGAACUUUUGAGCUUGAAUACUGUUCGUUAUCUCCAUAUAUUUCAUUGUAUAGAUGAUGAUGAUAUAAGGAUUUUUAUUUUUAAAUCAUACUUUGAUGCAUGUAACAAUUUCUUAUAUAAUAUAAAGAAUAAAGACAUACAAAUAGGUAGGAGAGUACCUAUAGGAAUCUCAAUUUACAUAAGGAAUUUUUCUUUUAAUAAGUGAUUUGUAUAAAUGAUGUAUGCUCUCAAACACUGCCUGGAAUUUUAUGUACUUCAUAUGGUUUUAUAUUUUGUUUGAUUUUAAUAGUUGAAAAUCUCUAUGAAGGCUUUUACAUUUUUAUUUUACUUUUUUAAAAAGAAUUAGUAAGAUAUUAUGUGUCUUUUGAAAAAUAUUAGUACCUCAAUAAG
This is a messenger RNA of Saccostrea echinata, 1936 nucleotides long. RefSeq lists its product as uncharacterized. NCBI's taxonomy places the organism in Eukaryota, Metazoa, Mollusca, Bivalvia, Ostreida, Ostreidae. The record is from RefSeq and is a predicted model, not a curated record. The transcript has 11 exons. The coding region runs from base 106 to 1335 and encodes 409 amino acids.